Messenger RNA from Quercus lobata, 1035 nucleotides. RefSeq names its product zinc finger protein 4-like. Lineage: Eukaryota; Viridiplantae; Streptophyta; Magnoliopsida; Fagales; Fagaceae. The transcript has a single exon. The record is from RefSeq and is a predicted model, not a curated record. The coding region runs from base 187 to 762 and encodes 191 amino acids.
GAGAUAAGAUAAAAUAAAAUAAAACCCUCCAAUCUCACUUCCCAUACAGUCUGAUACCUCUCCCCACUUAUUUACUCUCUUCUUCCUUGAUCUAAUUCUUUGAAGAGUUCAAUCAUAACCAAUCCACAAAGCCUCUCUAUUCAUUCCAUCACCUGUCAGCUAAUUGAAAUUGGAGAGUCUGGAGACAUGAUCUUUCAGGGAGAAGAAGCAACUGAAGUAAGAGCAGAAAAACAGCAGAGUGAAAUAGUGAUCGAUGACGAUGACAACAACAAUGGAACUGAAGAUAACAAUCCAGGAGAGUGGCUGAACCUGAGCCUAGGGAGGAAUUUGCUCUCAACAGCAGGAGACUCUGAACCACAACCAAAAACUGCUAUCAAGGUUUUUUCAUGCAACUUCUGCAUGAGAAAGUUCUUUAGUUCACAAGCAUUAGGGGGCCAUCAGAAUGCUCACAAGAGGGAAAGAGGUGCAGCCAGAAGAUACCAGUCUCAUAGGAUGAUGGCGAUGAUGGGAUUGCCUAUCAGCGCUCCCAUGUCACGAUCCCUUGGCAUUCGGCCCCAUUCACUUGUGCAAAAGCCAAGCAGAGAUGUAACUACAAUUGAAGCAAGAUUUAAUGACACCAACACAGGUUUUGGAAUGGCAUGGAUGCCCUUCACACUGGAGGAUGCAAUGGAUUCGAUGUGGCCAGGCAGCUUUCGUUUGGAUUCGCAAUUACCAGAGCCACCAUCAGAGCCACAGAAGCUUGACUUAAAUCUGCGGCUCUGACCCAUACAUCCUACCUCAGUUUGGUUUAUUUUCCACUCUUUUCUGUUGGAACGGCUUUUGAUUUUCUUCAUCCAUCAAGUACAGAAACUAACCAAGGUAGGAUCCAAAGUUCAAAGUUCAAAUACUGGUUGGUGGUUCUGCCUAAUGAAACUAGAAGAAUAACCAAGAAUUUCCUACCGCUUAUGCUGGUUGUAGCACAAGCAACCCUAAGUUAUCCCACGUUGUUGAUGCCUAAAAUAAUUCCUGGUGCAGUACACAUUACAAAGUUUUUUA